GGAAGUGCAUGUGUACACGGAGCAGUGAGAGUUGACCACCGGUGAGAAGAACAGCGAUUUGUGCUUUGUUUGCUGUGUUUUUUUACCGGAAUUUAAGAUUGAAUUCCGACCGCUGCGUCUAUAAUGACCGCUGUAAACUACGUAGCUAAGCUUUUGGAUUACGCACAGAAAACAGGCUCCAAUGUGAUUUUUGAAGAGGUGAGCUCCGUGGGACAGGACCAUGAGAAGACAUUCACCCAGAGGGUAGUCUGCAACGGUGAGGUGUAUCCUGAAGGUGUGGGGAGGACCAAGAAGGAAGCCAAGCAUAAUGCUGCUGAACAUGCCUUGAGAGGCUUGUUGGAGAAUGAACCUGCCAGCAAUGUGGUAAAUAGCCAGAGUGAGAAUGACAACAGCUUUGAAGAGACAAAUUUCAAAGGAAUUCUCGACCAGCACUGUCUGAAAAAAAACCUCGUCCAUAAUUACAUCCAAGUGAAAAGAAGCGGUCUACCACAGAGUCUCCAAUUCACCUACAAAGUAGUAAUUGAAGACAAGGAGUACCCUGAGGGGGAGGGUCAUACUAUCAAGCAAGCCCAACAAAAAGCUGCUCAGCAGGCCUGGUCUGCUCUUCAAGAGCAGUCCGACUGGGACAGCAAGGUUUCCUUGAGGUCCACUUUGUCCGAAGAUGAUGAUCCCUCCAUGAUGUCAUCAACUUCAACCUCGACUUCGACUUCGACAUCGACCUCGACCUCGACAUCAACUUCACUGGACCCCACAAAGUCGUCACCACAAAGCGAACCAAAGAGUACAAGUGACUCCAUAGUAUUCAUCGACUCAUCGAACCCUCACAAUAAUCAGACUGGAGAUGAGAAAUAUGGUGGCACAUCAAGCCAGCAAAAUGAGGAAUCCAAACAAGAUUUGUCAGAAAUCUGUGAUAAGACCAACAGCCUUAGUGUAAAGGCACAAGGUGGAAACUUCAUUGGCAUUGUCAACCAGUACUGUCAGAAAACACAGCGCUCCCACACUUACGUCUUAGAAAAAAGAUGCGGUGAAGCACACAGCCCCCAAUUUUUCUACAAGUUAAUGAUCGACAACAAGGAGUACCCUGUGGGUGAGGGGAAGAAUGUGAAAGAAGCCAAACAAAAUGCAGCUCGGCUGGCCUGGGCUGCUCUUCAAGAGCAGACCGACUACGACAGCAAGGUUGCUCUGGAAAACAAGGGUAGGGCCGAUAGAGUGAGUAACACACCAACCAAGUCCAGAUUUACAUCACUGUUUGAUUCCAUAAAGUAUCUUGGGGGAGGAGCCUUUGGUCGGGUGUACGAAGUAAGACAAAUGCUGCCCGACAAGAAGUAUGCCGUCAAGAUUGUCCGUGGCAAAAAAAAAGCUCUGCAAGAGUGUUACGGCUCCAGGAUACCACGCAAACGGGACCAAGGGGCUCAGCAGACUAGUCAGAGGGGCGACAACAGAGGAAAAAUUCCUACAGAACCCACGAUAAUACCCAGCCAUACCCAAGAAGCGGCGCAGCUCACGCCGGGUGAUGGGCACUGGGAAGGCAGUGAUAGCAGUCACCUUAGCCUCCACGGGGCGCACCUCACCACCCCCAACCUGUUUACCAAGCGUCAAGGAAGCCCUCGCCAAACGCUGGAACACUGUUGUCAAGGUAUCUACAUGAGCAGCCCAAUCAGACGAAUACACAACUACAUCAUCGAGGAAAACAACCACACACGUAACAAAGAGGUUAAGGCAUUAUCAGACCUUCUUCACCACAACAUUGUGCGAUACUACUCUUGUUGGAUGGAAGAUAUAGGUUACAUGCAGAACAGUUCAGCAGACAGCAGCUCUUCUCAGGAAUCAUCGCCAGAGUUCCUUUACAUUCAAAUGGAGUUGUGUGGCUUAAAAACACUUAGACACUGGAUAAAAGAGAGGAAUACGAGAACUCUGCCAGACUCCAACAGACGAUAUGAGAGUCUAACCAUCGCUCAACAAAUUGUCAGUGGAGUCGAGUACAUUCACUCCAAAGUACUCAUCCACAGGGAUCUGAAGCCUGCCAACAUCAUGUUUGGACUGGAUGGAGCAGUGAAGAUUGGAGACUUUGGUCUGGUCACUGCUGAUGAUGUCGACGAUGAAAACCCAAUGGAGAGAACUACCAAAUCAGGAACCCUUUUUUACAUGGCUCCCGAACAACUUGGGCACAAAUAUGACCGGAAGGUGGACAUAUUCGCCUUUGGGCUGAUAUACUUUGAACUCCUCUGGAAACUCGCUACUGGCCAUGAAAGAGUGGAGGUUUUCGAAAAUGCCAGAUAUCAGAAGUUCCCCGAAGAGUUUCCACUUUCUUUUUUUCAAGAGGAACAAAUAGUGAGGUCAAUGCUGUGUAAGGAGCCAAAACAACGACCUGACGCAAGUGCUCUAAAGGCAGAGCUGGAAAAGUUGGCCCACACUCUCAACCCUUAAAAAGUAAACAUCAGCAAAAUGUAACAGUCUGACAGUCACACACGCAGGAGGUUAUAAACAUCUGUCUCCUCUGAUUUUACCUUUUGAUGUUUUAUGAUUUUGUUGGCAAACGGCUGAUUGUUAUUGUGCUUUAACCUGAUAUCUGCAGCCUACAAACUAUUCAUACUCAACUACCUAUCUUCUAUGUUAUGUAAAAGCAUUUUAAAUCAUGACAGCCAUUGCUUUGUAUUGAUUAUCAUAAGGGGCAAAUAAAAUUGUGGUUAUCUAUUUGUUA
Molecule: messenger RNA, 2701 nt
Organism: Limanda limanda (common dab)
Lineage: Eukaryota; Metazoa; Chordata; Actinopteri; Pleuronectiformes; Pleuronectidae
Product: interferon-induced, double-stranded RNA-activated protein kinase-like
Exons: 20
Coding region: 124-2427 (767 amino acids)
Biological process (GO): protein phosphorylation
Molecular function (GO): ATP binding; protein kinase activity
Source: RefSeq, a predicted model, not a curated record